Cannabis sativa is the source of this 1807-nucleotide messenger RNA. RefSeq names its product putative F-box/FBD/LRR-repeat protein At4g03220. The record is from RefSeq and is a predicted model, not a curated record. Gene Ontology annotation, molecular function: protein binding. Lineage: Eukaryota; Viridiplantae; Streptophyta; Magnoliopsida; Rosales; Cannabaceae. The transcript has 3 exons. Bases 63 to 1715 code for a protein of 550 amino acids.
CAAAGGAAAAAGUACAAUAAAUAAAUUCAAACAAUUAAUUAUAGUUUGCUUUUUAGUCAUUAAUGGAAACAAGAUCAUCAGCAAAGAGAGGAAAUUGGAGAUACAUUUACGGGAACGACAAGAAUGGAUCAAACGAGAUCGAUCGAAUCAGCGAACUCCCAGACGCUCUAAUCCACCACAUUCUCACUCUCCUAUCAACCAAAACGGUAGCCCAAACAAGCCUUUUAUCCAAGAGAUGGAGAUCUCUAUGGUACACCUUCCCAGACCUUGAUUUCGAUUUCACUAAUUCCCAUCACUUUUCUCCUUCACAACAUUUUACACAGAGCUCAAUAUACUCUCGCCAAGCUUACUACGAUGGCCUCACCGACCCCAUCUCACAGGUCUUUAAUCUCCGUGAUAAAAUCACUACGGCCACUAAUAAUACUUCAUCAAACUCCGCCGAUAUUCGCACCCUUCGAGUGCGUACAACAAACUCAAUUUCAUUAUCACGCCUCAAUGACUUGAUCCGCCGCGCGGUUCGCCACAACGUACAGCAAUUAGAGCUCGACGUGAUCACCGAUGAGAACAUAAUGUUUCCCAGAAGCGUUAUUCAAUGCGAAUCUCUCCGCAUUCUCUCGUUGAAAUCACGCAGGGCGGCUUUUAGGUUGCCUCCUGAUUUGUCCGUCAUGAAAACCGGGUUUCCAUCUUUGGUGUCGUUUUCUCUAAGUAAUGUCGUUUUGAUUGAUAAUGAUCAUCGGAUGUUGUUGGAUCUCUUCUCUCAUUCAUCUUUCCCUCUGUUGACCAAACUCAGCAUCCAUCGUUGUUUGGGACUGAAACAUCUGAGGAUUGGGUGUCGAGCGCUAGAAGAAUUCGAACUCAAAUUCUGCGAUUGCUUACGGAGUUUGGAGAUUUGUUGUCCUAAACUCGUCACAUUGAGAGUCCGGACUUGUUUCGAAGAGUUCUACCGUGAUGAUGAUGAUGAUGAAAUUGCGAGUUGGGUGAAGAUUGACGCGCCAAAACUAAGAAGCCUUGUUUGGGAAGAGAAUGCUGUAACUGAUUCUUCUUCUCUUGUUAAUUUGAGGAAUCUUGAGGAGGUUUCAAUUGGAACUUUAAUUGGUUUUGGUGAUGAUGAAAAUGUGAGUGUGGCCAAAAUGAAGAGUUUUUCAGAUUUCUUUGCUGGUCUCGCUUAUGUCCGUUGCUUAAAAUUUGGUGGUGAAAGCAAUUGUCUUCAGAUUCUGUCUGAGCAUAUAUAUUUGGGAGAAAGGCUUAAUCCGUUUGAGGACUUACAGACAUUGGAGUUGCAUGUUGAUAUGAAAAAAGAUAACCUUUCUGGAUUAGCGUGCCUGUUUAGGAGCUCUCCUAUGCUGCAUACUCUCAUUCUUAAGCAUAUUAUUAGUAAGAUUGAAAGGAAAAGAAAAUGGAAAAUUGAUCAACAGAGCGCCUCUGAAUCUGAGGAUUUUUGGGUAUCCCAAGCAGAAACCUUAAAGUUGUUUUUUCAUAACCUGAAAAUAGUAACGAUUCAUGGAGUUUUCAAAAGCGGGAAGGAAGUUAGCCUACCGAAAGUUUUAUUGAGGCAUGGGAAGGCCUUGGAAGAAAUGACAUUGUGCAUUAAUACCAAACAUCCUUUCUAUAACACAAAUAUCCACAGAAGACAAAAUAGUUUUAGGUCACAAGUUAUGGGAUGGCCUCGGGCUUCUUCUAGUGCUAACAUUACAAUUCGUUGCUUAAAUAAUUAAUUUAAACCUCUUGUCACGAGGACCUCCUCAAGCUAUUACUUCAUUUUUCGUCAACUACUGCUUGCUAUGAAGCUUUAUUGCGGUAUGUUCAA